AUGUCUGCAGUGAUGCUCUUGCUUCUUGUCACCGUAUUGAUCUCACGUCUCGCCAUUGCGGUGGCUGUACCUCUUGAAAGCCCGUUCGACUCGCACGCCAACGGUGCCUCUCCGGCAAAGGGAAAUGAGAACACAACCUACUCUUCCAAGAUGGCCCCAAGUCACAAGAGUGUGAAUAGCCACUCCGCAACGGCCGAUAUUUCGGGACCCGCAGCCGUUGGAUCUAUGUUCAAUGGCCUUUGCCGCCAAGUCUCACUUGGUGGGCUUGGUCAAAUAGGUGCCACCACGUUGAGCGCCCAAUGUGUUGACGGGGCAGGACAGUGGUGGGAUACAAGCCUGAAUUUGAACCGGUGUAUGGGAAACGAAGGAGGUAGGCUCAUCUACAAAGAACAUGGGAACUUUAACAAAUCUUGCCGGCUUUGCGUGAUGCAACUUCGAGAGAGGGGCGACCCCACAUUCAAAUGCAAAUGUAUUGGCACCAAAGGAAUAUGGACCUUUACUUCAAUUCAUUUCGGGAUUCAUUCUGAGGACCAACUUACUGUACGGCCUAUUGAAGGACGGUUAGCUGAAAUUGCUGACAUCAUUGUGGAGGAGGCGAGGAAUUGGCCGGAGAUCGCCAUGCUCUCCAUCGAGCUCCUCGUUUCUGGUCGGAUGGACAACAAGACAUGA
This is a messenger RNA of Clonostachys rhizophaga, 669 nucleotides long. NCBI's taxonomy places the organism in Eukaryota, Fungi, Ascomycota, Sordariomycetes, Hypocreales, Bionectriaceae. The record is from the annotation of a GenBank genome assembly.